AUGUCCCGUGCAAUUGAGACUCUCCGUAAGUUCACUACCUGUGACAUUGGUGAUGCCCUCGUGAAGCUCAAAUACCCACAGGGUGGCUUCCUCGAUGGCAUCAGAAUGUUCUCGCCCGGCGCUGGCACGCGCAUCUUCGGCCCUGCAGUCACGGUUCAGAUGGUUGAAACCAGUGACACUUCCGCGCCAAAGCUAGACAAGCAUUUUGUUGAUCACAACGAAGAAGGCGGCGUCAUGUAUAUCCAGCAGCCCAAGGGUUUACCAUCAGCAUGUUGGGGCGGGCUGAUGUCGACGCGGGCGAAGUAUCUUGGUGCUCAGGGCGUUGUAAUCGACGGGCGCAUGAGGGAUGUCGGAGAACACAAUGAGAUGGGUUUUCCUGUGUUCGCUCAAGAAACGUCGAUCUUAGGCUCAAACACCUUCACACGAGCAUCGCGAGUCAAUGUGCCUCUUCAGUUCAAGGGUGACCUUUGGAUCAACCCCGGAGACAUCCUGAUCGGAGAUGCGGAUGGUGUUGUAGUGACGCCGCCUUCUCUGGUUGAAGAGGUAGUCGCACUAUGCCAAGAAAGAGCCGAGGUUGAUGAGAAGAUGUUUGCCGAGCUAAGAAAGGGUGCGUCGAUGGGGGACUUGAUUAAGAACGUCCGAAAGGACAAAUGA
Molecule: messenger RNA, 654 nt
Organism: Colletotrichum truncatum
Lineage: Eukaryota; Fungi; Ascomycota; Sordariomycetes; Glomerellales; Glomerellaceae
Product: ribonuclease e inhibitor rraa dimethylmenaquinone methyltransferase
Molecular function (GO): 4-hydroxy-4-methyl-2-oxoglutarate aldolase activity; oxaloacetate decarboxylase activity
Source: RefSeq, a predicted model, not a curated record